Egretta garzetta (little egret) is the source of this 858-nucleotide messenger RNA. Its product is annotated as deoxyribonuclease-1. Gene Ontology annotation, cellular component: nucleus. Gene Ontology annotation, molecular function: DNA nuclease activity. NCBI's taxonomy places the organism in Eukaryota, Metazoa, Chordata, Aves, Pelecaniformes, Ardeidae. The transcript is spliced from 8 exons. The record is from RefSeq and is a predicted model, not a curated record. Gene Ontology annotation, biological process: DNA catabolic process. Bases 1 to 858 code for a protein of 285 amino acids.
AUGGCGGCCUCGAAGGUGGUGUUGUCGCUGCUGGUUGCAGCUCUCCUACUGCACGUGGCCACGGCACUGAAGAUCAGCGCCUUCAACAUCAGGGUGUUUGGGGACCACAAGAUGUCCAACCAGACUAUCGCAGAUAUCAUCGUCUCUAUCCUGUCAGGAUACGACAUCACCGUGGUGCAGGAGGUCCGGGACAGCGACCUGAGCGCUGUGAAGAAGCUUGUGGACCAGCUCAACAGUGCAUCCCUGCACCCAUACAGCUUUUUGAACAGCAUCCCCCUGGGUCGGAGCAGCUACAAGGAGCAAUACCUCUUCAUCUACAGGUCAGACAUGGUCUCCGUGCUGGAAAGCUACUACUAUGAUGAUGGCUGCGAGUCCUGUGGGACUGAUACCUUCAGCAGGGAGCCCUUCAUUGUCAAGUUCUCCUCGCCCACCACACAGGUGAAGGAGUUUGUGAUGGUGCCCCUGCAUGCUGAGCCCAGAAGCGCGGUGAACGAGAUCGACAUGCUCUACGACGUCUACACUGACAUUGUCAACAAGUGGGCGACUAACAACAUCCUGCUCCUGGGCGACUUCAACGCCGACUGCUCCUACGUGACCAGCGCCCAGUGGCCGUCCAUCCGCCUGCGCUCCCUCGAUGCUUGCGAGUGGCUCAUCCCCGACAACACCGACACCACCGUUGCCAGCACCACUGACUGUGCCUACGACCGCAUCGUCGCCUGCGGCACCGCACUGCGCCAAGACAUCGUGCCUGGCUCUGCCACUGUCAACAACUUCCAGAAGACUUUCCACCUUCAGAGCAAGGAUGCUUUGGCUGUCAGUGACCAUUUCCCGGUGGAGGUGACCCUGAAAGCCCGCUGA